Molecule: messenger RNA, 1809 nt
Organism: Pan troglodytes (chimpanzee)
Lineage: Eukaryota; Metazoa; Chordata; Mammalia; Primates; Hominidae
Gene: RPS6KB2
Product: ribosomal protein S6 kinase B2
Exons: 15
Coding region: 122-1570 (482 amino acids)
Biological process (GO): protein phosphorylation; signal transduction
Molecular function (GO): protein serine/threonine kinase activity; ATP binding
Source: RefSeq, a predicted model, not a curated record
AAGAUCCCUUGCGUCACCGGCGCGCGCAGCUGCCGUCGCGGAGAGAUGAUGUUUAGGUCCGGGACUGUCAGUCAGUGCGCGGCCAGGUACGGGCCGACGGGCCCGCGGGGCCGGCGCCGCCAUGGCGGCCGUGUUUGAUUUGGAUUUGGAGACGGAGGAAGGCAGCGAGGGCGAGGGCGAGCCAGAGCUCAGCCCCGCGGACGCGUGUCCCCUUGCCGAGUUGAGGGCAGCUGGCCUAGAGCCUGUGGGACACUAUGAAGAGGUGGAGCUGACUGAGACCAGCGUGAACCUUGGCCCAGAGCGCAUCGGGCCCCACUGCUUUGAGCUGCUGCGUGUGCUGGGCAAGGGGGGCUAUGGCAAGGUGUUCCAGGUGCGAAAGGUGCAAGGCACCAACUUGGGCAAAAUAUAUGCCAUGAAAGUCCUAAGGAAGGCCAAAAUUGUGCGCAAUGCCAAGGACACAGCACACACACGGGCUGAGCGGAACAUUCUAGAGUCAGUGAAGCACCCCUUUAUUGUGGAACUGGCCUAUGCCUUCCAGACUGGUGGCAAACUCUACCUCAUCCUUGAGUGCCUCAGUGGUGGCGAGCUCUUCACGCAUCUGGAGCGAGAGGGCAUCUUCCUGGAAGAUACGGCCUGCUUCUACCUGGCUGAGAUCACGCUGGCCCUGGGCCAUCUCCACUCCCAGGGCAUCAUCUACCGGGACCUCAAGCCCGAGAACAUCAUGCUCAGCAGCCAGGGCCACAUCAAACUGACCGACUUUGGACUCUGCAAGGAGUCUAUCCAUGAGGGCGCCGUCACUCACACCUUCUGCGGCACCAUUGAGUACAUGGCCCCUGAGAUUCUGGUGCGCAGUGGCCACAACCGGGCUGUGGACUGGUGGAGCCUGGGGGCCCUGAUGUACGACAUGCUCACUGGAUCGCCGCCCUUCACCGCAGAGAACCGGAAGAAAACCAUGGAUAAGAUCAUCAAGGGCAAGCUGGCGCUGCCCCCCUACCUCACCCCAGAUGCCCGGGACCUUGUCAAAAAGUUUCUGAAACGGAAUCCCAGCCAGCGGAUUGGGGGUGGCCCAGGGGAUGCUGCUGAUGUGCAGAGACAUCCCUUUUUCCGGCACAUGAAUUGGGACGACCUUCUGGCCUGGCGUGUGGACCCCCCUUUCAGGCCCUGUCUGCAGUCAGAGGAGGACGUGAGCCAGUUUGAUACCCGCUUCACACGGCAGACGCCGGUGGACAGUCCUGAUGACACAGCCCUCAGCGAGAGUGCCAACCAGGCCUUCCUGGGCUUCACAUACGUGGCGCCGUCUGUCCUGGACAGCAUCAAGGAGGGCUUCUCCUUCCAGCCCAAGCUGCGCUCACCCAGGCGCCUCAACAGUAGCCCCCGGGCCCCCAUCAGCCCCCUCAAGUUCUCCCCUUUUGAGGGGUUUCGGCCCAGCCCCAGCCUGCCGGAGCCCACGGAGCUACCUCUACCUCCAGUCCUGCCACCGCCGCCGCCCUCGACCACCGCCCCUCUCCCCAUCCGUCCCCCCUCAGGGACCAAGAAGUCCAAGAGGGGCCGUGGGCGUCCAGGGCACUAGGAAGCUGGGUGGGGGUGAGGGUAGCCCUUGAGCCCUGUCCCUGCGGCUGUGAGAGCAGCAGGACCCUGGGCCAGUUCCAGAGACCUGGGGGUGUGUCUGGGGGUGGGGUGUGAGUGCGUAUGAAAGUGUGUGUCUGCUGGGGCAGCUGUGCCCCUGAAUCAUGGGCACGGAGGGCCGCCCGCCACGCCCCGCGCUCAGCUGCUCCCGUGGAAGAUUAAAGGGCUGAAUCAUGGCGCUGA